UUAUUUGUGUGUUUUACAUGAACGACACCGUAAAGUCGCGUGUAAACCUCACGUUAUCCACACACUCUUUCUCUCUCCUAACCGUCGAUGGCCGGAGCAACUGGUAGUUCUCUCUCCCGGUCACGCUUUACCAUUCCUUACAAAUCCAUCGCCGGCAAAAUUCUCCCGCUAAAAUCAUCCUCUGCCUCCGUCUUCAGCCACCAUUUUCACGCCAGAGGCGGACUUUCUACAUGCGCUAGCGCCGCCUUUCAACCACCGGCAAGUCCGGUGACUUCCGAGGGCCCUUCUUGUAUUUUUGUUGGUCCUGUUGAAACCGCCAGCCAAGAAACCCUUGAGGCUCUUUACCGUCAGGCGAAAGAUGCGUAUUACAGUGGACAACCGUUGAUAUUAGAUGACAUGUUUGAUAGGGUUGAGUUGAAAUUGAGGUGGUAUGGAUCGAAAUACGUGAUGAAAUAUCCAAGGUGUAGUUUACGCCGCCAAUCUACCUAUGCUGAUGCUCAGGAAGACCCUUCGCAGGUGUUUGCUUUGGCGAGCGUCUGGUUUCUGAUACUUGCAUUUGGCGGUUCAGUAUGUCUUGUGCCCAUGUUGUACACCAUCAAUUUAGCUUAUCAGGAUAUUCUUAAUUCAGAAGCAGUCUACAGCAGCCAACCAGCACUGCUGGAGGUUCUUGGCAUGUUAAACACUGUGCUGUUCAUUCUUCUGGGUUCUGUAAUUGGCUGCCCAAUUGCAUCAGCUUCUGCUCGAGCUCUACAGGGCCUAUGGCGGAAUGAUCUAGUGGCAUUGAAAGGAGCCUGUCCAAAUUGUGGAGAGGAGGUCUUUGCAUUUCUGAGGUCAGAUCAAAGCAGUAGCUCUUCCCAUAGAGCUGAUUGUCACGUUUGCGAAUGCCGGAUUGAGUUUCGCACCAAGGCUGAGCAAUCCAUAUCAAAACUUGGAAGACGAUGGGUUCAUGGCCGCGUUUACCUGAUAUCUGAGAGACGAAGUCGCCGGCGUUAAAACAUUGACAUAAAAACUGGGGCAAGAGAGUUAAAUGUGAUUUGAGUUCAUGUACAGUAGGAUGAUUCUUUUGAAGUCUAGCACUGGCUGGUACAUAAAUCAAAGUAUACAGCAAACAAAAUUGAUGCAGUUGGAGAUUAGUUAGAGCAUAUUGUUGCCUUCCUGCCUAGCUAAGUAUCGUGUAAGAAAUAUUUUAUUUCUAGUACAUAGUGUUUUUGUGUAAUACGCUGUCGCCCGCACAGACAAAUGACGCAAUUGUAGUUAUGGCGUUCAAGUCUAGUCAAUUAGCUACUCCAACUGACAUGUUGAAAGACAAUACAUCAAAUACUAUUAUUUGGUCUUCACAAAUUCUUAUUUAAA
Spinacia oleracea (spinach) is the source of this 1353-nucleotide messenger RNA. RefSeq names its product PGR5-like protein 1B, chloroplastic. The record is from RefSeq and is a predicted model, not a curated record. Gene Ontology annotation, cellular component: chloroplast thylakoid membrane. The transcript has 7 exons. Bases 88 to 993 code for a protein of 301 amino acids. Gene Ontology annotation, molecular function: oxidoreductase activity, acting on iron-sulfur proteins as donors. Gene Ontology annotation, biological process: photosynthetic electron transport in photosystem I. Lineage: Eukaryota; Viridiplantae; Streptophyta; Magnoliopsida; Caryophyllales; Amaranthaceae.